CAGGCUUCUGCAGGGGCAGCUAAGCAGGACCUACUCCGGCUCAUGUGUCGGAUGGAUUCAUUCCAGUUGCUCUCCCUGGCUGCCACAACAGAUUUGCCUCUGGAGCUGGAGCCGAACCUCCUCUGUACAUAAAUAAAACACACACACUCUGCAAACAUGGCUGGUAAAAUCCAGAGUCUGACGGAUGAGGAGAGGGCUCACCUACUGCCGCUGCUACGCAACGCUCAGUGGGUGGAGGUUGUGGGACGCGACGCCAUUUACAAAGAGUUUAUUUUUAAAGACUUCAAUCAGGCUUUUGGCUUCAUGUCCAGAGUGGCUUUACAAGCAGAGAAGAUGGACCAUCAUCCUGAGUGGUUCAAUGUCUAUAAUAAGGUCCAGAUCACUCUCAGCACACAUGACUGUGGGGGGUUGUCCCAGCGCGACAUCACUUUGGCCACCUUCGUUGACCAGGCAUCACUGAUGUGAGCAGCAGCACAUUAUAGGUCACUUCAACGGUGAAGAGCUGGAAGUCACAGAUCUACGCUGGCGUGACCUCCAAAUCCAAACAAUAUGAACCAAAUACUGUCAAUGUAUCGUGAAUAAAGGGUCCAAUGUGUGUGUUGAGAUUAUAAGUGAACGGUAAAAUAAUGUUUACGGAUGUAAUUCCUCAGCAACAAGUUAUUACAGUUAACAUUCACAACAGUACAUGUAUCCGUCUGUCUGUGCCAAAUGUUUUUUGUAUUUACUGUCAGUAAAUGUUAUUUUCUCACUCAAA
Molecule: messenger RNA, 754 nt
Organism: Dicentrarchus labrax (European seabass)
Lineage: Eukaryota; Metazoa; Chordata; Actinopteri; Moronidae
Gene: pcbd1
Product: pterin-4 alpha-carbinolamine dehydratase/dimerization cofactor of hepatocyte nuclear factor 1 alpha
Exons: 4
Coding region: 157-465 (102 amino acids)
Biological process (GO): tetrahydrobiopterin biosynthetic process
Molecular function (GO): 4-alpha-hydroxytetrahydrobiopterin dehydratase activity
Source: RefSeq, a predicted model, not a curated record